Messenger RNA from Microthlaspi erraticum, 321 nucleotides. The record is from the annotation of a GenBank genome assembly. NCBI's taxonomy places the organism in Eukaryota, Viridiplantae, Streptophyta, Magnoliopsida, Brassicales, Brassicaceae.
AUGCAUAGAAUGGCCGACGAACUCAAAACCUCAAGAAGGCGCGAACACCGGUGGAAACUGAUCCUCUGGAGUCCAAAAAACACCAAGGAAGAAGAAAGGAAGGAGACGAUCGAACAGAUAAGAGAUGGCCAAAGGAAUCACAUCCCGAGCCAUUGGCGCGCACGACGAAAGAUCUCCGAAUCCACACGUUCAAAUCGCCUCAAACUUCACAAGGAGCCACAAAACAUAAGGUUGGUCGAUGAAAUUCAUUUCAGUACAAUGAAUUCCUUACAAUUCAAGAGAUGGCCGAUGGAGCAAAUUUGGCCGAUCGCGAGCAAGUAA